UUAAUCUCAUUUUUAAUAGCCUUGAACUUUCGGCAAAUUCACAAAAACUCAGUAGACUGUUUGAAAAUGAAAUUAAAUAUUAAAUCAAAUUGUUGCAAUUGAGCUUCGUAAUUGAAUUUUAUCUAAUUUGUGGAAGAAUCAUGAGACUGAACACGAUUUGGAGUUCGAUGGGCGCCAUGAGCUGCGGUUCCCUGAUCACCUACUUAACGCUCCGGCAUUUUGAUGGCCAGCCGUCGUCCGCUUUCUCAUCUGGAGGCGCUGGCGGGGAUUCCAUACAUGAGGUGGGAUCCAAGGACUUUGGCGCCUGGCUUCAUGAAUGGGAUCAGCCCAAGCCUGCGCCUCAAAAUGUGGCACAACGCGAUGAGACCUCUGCCCUGCGGCAUAUUAUCCUGGUGCGGCAUGGCGAGUACACGAAGUCCUCCAACGGCAGUCACCUCACGGACUUGGGUCGCCUCCAGGCGGAACGGACGGGUCGUCGGCUGCGGGAAAUGGACGUGGCCUGGGACCAUGUAGUGGCCUCCACCAUGCCGCGUGCCCAGGAGACGGCUAUGAUAAUCCUCAAGGAGCUCAACUUCGAUCCGCUGAAGAUGAAGCGCUGCACCCUACUGCCCGAAGGAACGCCAUAUCCAGGUGAUCCUCCACAAAAGCGCAGUGUGCGGAGCAUUGAGAUGUCCUACCAGCGAGAUGGCCCCCGCAUCGAAGCCGCCUUUCGGCGGUAUUUCUUUCGGGCCACACCUGAGCAGGACCACGACUCGCAUUUGCUGAUCGUGGGCCAUGCCAAUGUCAUUCGGUACCUAAUCCUGCGGGCCCUGCAACUGCCGCCGGCUGCCUGGACCCGGCUUAACCUGAAUCACGGCUCAAUUACUUGGCUGACAGUGUGGCCCAACGGCUAUGUGACCCUCCGCUGCCUGGGCGACUCCGGUUUUAUGCCCGUGUCCGAACUGACCAAUCGAAGACCCACACCCGCACCCGCACUAGCGGAAGUAAAUUCAAAAAGAAAAUAGCUCAUAAUUAAAGCCGUUUCACUGCCUCUGGGCCACUUUUU
This is a messenger RNA of Drosophila ananassae, 1045 nucleotides long. It is a transcript of the gene Pgam5-2, whose product is annotated as serine/threonine-protein phosphatase Pgam5, mitochondrial. Gene Ontology annotation, biological process: positive regulation of mitochondrial fission. Lineage: Eukaryota; Metazoa; Arthropoda; Insecta; Diptera; Drosophilidae. Bases 141 to 1004 code for a protein of 287 amino acids. The record is from RefSeq and is a predicted model, not a curated record. The transcript has a single exon. Gene Ontology annotation, cellular component: mitochondrion.